AUGGCUGAGAAGAUGGGUGCGUCCCAUACGCAGAGUGUGGAACAUUCACUCCACCAUGUUGAUACCCUCGAGACGGCACCGCCGAUGGAGCACAUUGCCGAGUUGCAAGAGGCUUCGCAUAUCAACCUCACGUGGCGGUCAUGGGCAGUGGUCUUCUGGUCUUGCUUUGCCAUCAUGGCACAGGUAAACAUCUUGCCCGAGACAAUGUCCGCCAUCUCAUAUAUAUACAAGCUGAUAGGUGAUUUUGGGCAGGUCUUCGUCGUCGUCGCCGCCGGCUCCGUCAUCGCCUUCAUCAUCCGCGACCUUGGAGAUGCCAGUCUAGCCGGCUGGAUCAUCCAAGGUCCACUACUCAUGCAAUCCGUCCUAUCUCCCGUCGUCGGCCGACUCUCCGAUGUCCUGGAUAGGAAGUACAUCGCCAUCAUCCCUCCCCUCAUCGCUUUCAUCGGGGCUUGCGUUUCUGCUCGCGCGGAGAGCAUGACGGUGCUCAUUGUGGGUGGGGUGCUGAUUGGGACUACGCUGAGCACCAUCUCCAUUGUGCAGGCGAUCCCGGCGGAGGUUCUUCCGUUGAAGUAUAGGGCUUUGGCUAAUGGGUUUGCGUUUGUGGGUGGGGCUGUUGGGGGGCUUGUUGGUAGUCUGGGAGCGGGUGGUGUUACGAAUGCUAAUCCGGCUGGGUGGAGGAAUAUCUUCUGGAUGCAAGCUGCUUUCCACCUCGCCACGACCGCCGGCCUCUUCGCCUUCUACUGGCCGAAGAAGAAUCCGAACCGUGAGCGCAUGAGCUUCAAACAGAUUCUGUGGGCUAUCGACCCGAUCGGAAGUGUUCUGUUCAUCGGCGCCGCUACGAUGCUAUUGCUUGCUCUCGACUGGGCAGGUGGCGCCUACGCAUGGUCAGACGCUCACGUCGCAGCCCCUCUCGCCAUCGGCUUCGCUCUCCUCCUUGCCUUCUGUCUCUACGAAUGGAAGGGUCGCACCGACGGCAUGGUCGCGCACGUCUUCUUCAAGGGCUCACCAAACUUCGCUCUAUCUUGCUUCGCUUUCGCGGUCGAAGGCUGGAUCUUCUAUAGUGCCGUCAAUAGCUACACACCGCAGAUAGUGCUGAACCUAGGAUUCGAGACGAAUAGUUGGGUCAUCAGCUUGAGGCAGCUGGCUUAUAACUUGACGACUCUGUUGGCGAGCAUACCUAUUACUCUGUACGCGACAAGGCAGAAAGAUCUCAAAUGGCCGCUCAUCGUCACCUUCACCAUCUUCCUAAUCGUGGUCAUCUUAUACGGCUGCAUAACACCAAGCUGGAACCAUGCACAAAUCGGCAUCAACGUGCUAAGUGGCCUUGGACAGUCUGGACCACUGACACUUCUUGUGGCACUGAUCCAAUUCACAGCACCACAUGCCUACCUCAGUACAGCUACUGGUCUUGGCUUCUCCGCCCGCGCUAUCGGUGGAGCUUUCGGAUCAGCUGUACUCGAUGCCAUCUCGAAUGGCAAGCUGAAGAAGACGUAUGCGCCUCAAGUCUCUGCUGCUGCUGAGGGAGCUGGACUACCGCCUUCUUCUGUGCCGGCACUAGUGGCGGCGUUUGGCACGGGCAAGGGCUUCGAUGAGAUUCCUGGUAUCACUCCUGCUAUACUUGGGGCGGCUGCUAAUGCCAGUCACUGGGCUUAUACGCACGCUUAUCGACUUGCAUGGUGGUCGAUCUUACCUUUUGUGGUGGUUGCACUGAUAUCGGUUGCAUGUCUCAAGGACGUUAGUGCACUGAUGACGGAGAGGGUCGAGGCGACGGUUGAGCAUGUUCAAGAACUACCGGGUAAAGAGGUUCCCUAA
Recurvomyces mirabilis is the source of this 1812-nucleotide messenger RNA. RefSeq lists its product as uncharacterized. The transcript is spliced from 4 exons. NCBI's taxonomy places the organism in Eukaryota, Fungi, Ascomycota, Dothideomycetes, Mycosphaerellales, Teratosphaeriaceae. Gene Ontology annotation, molecular function: transmembrane transporter activity. Gene Ontology annotation, cellular component: plasma membrane. Gene Ontology annotation, biological process: transmembrane transport. Bases 1 to 1812 code for a protein of 603 amino acids. The record is from RefSeq and is a predicted model, not a curated record.